This is a messenger RNA of Ambispora leptoticha, 539 nucleotides long. NCBI's taxonomy places the organism in Eukaryota, Fungi, Glomeromycota, Glomeromycetes, Archaeosporales, Ambisporaceae. The record is from the annotation of a GenBank genome assembly.
ACCAGAAAUUUGCCGACAGGGGCGUGCAAAAUGUUCUUUUACCGACACUUAUCCCGCUUGAUUUACUAGAAAAAGAAAAGAAGCAUAUUGCUGGGUUUAGUCCUGAAUGUUUUCAGAUUGAAAAAAUUGGGGAGAAAAAAACUGAAACCCCUCCCUUUUUUCGGAAUACUGAAUUUCCGUGGCAAGAAGGACACACUAUCCAUAGUAAUGCCGAAGAAGCCAAGCAAUUUGCGUUAAAUAUUCUUUCUAUUUACCAUGAUUAUGCUGAAAAUGUCCUUUGCCUUGGAGUAAUAGUUGGAAAAAAAACUGAAGGCGAGAAAUUUGCCGGAGCCUUGGAAACCUACACGGUGGAGUGUUUGUUGCCGGAUGGACAAUGUUUGCAAUUUGCUACCAGCCAUUAUUUUGGCGAUAAUUUUUGUCGCUUGAUACAGGUCAAAUUUCAAAAUAAGGACAACCAAAUACAGCACCCUUUUUCGACUUCGUGGGGAACUUCAACCCGUGCCAUUGGUGCGGUUGCCAAAACUCAUGCCGACCAUUGA